This is a messenger RNA of Porites lobata, 15125 nucleotides long. NCBI's taxonomy places the organism in Eukaryota, Metazoa, Cnidaria, Anthozoa, Scleractinia, Poritidae. The record is from the annotation of a GenBank genome assembly.
CGAACAAACCGCUGUGCAAAGGGCGAUCAUUGUGUAAUAUUGGAUUGAUCACGUGGUUCUCUCAAGCAGAGAUAGAAAACUGUGAAAGAGAUAUAAACACUGAUAAAGCUCUCGGUUUGAUUAAGCUGUACUUUGUCGAGAAGAAUUUGUCUUCUUCUAUGUGGAUUUAUAAUAUGGAGUAAGAAAUUCUUUUGUUGACUCGAACAACGGCACUACGGUACCAAAAACAACAUUUGUCGCCUGUCAAAGAAGACCGUGUGAAACACUUCCACCUUGACCGCGACUGGCGACACGACAAAAUGGCCGGUUGUGAGGAAAGUUGUGGUUUCUACUUUGUUUUUGCAUUGGUUACGUUUUUCGUGUGGAUGGAUCUGAGCUUUUUUGAUGAAUUAGGAGAACAUGGUUCGUUCUACAAUUCAACUAUGGCCGAAAAUAUGAUGUUCCCGGUGAAAUCCAUAAAACUCCGGAUGCAGGACCACACGGAUCAUUAUGUGAACCUCCCGUGGAUGCAAUUUUUCAACGACUAUACGGGCCUAUACAAGGUACCUGGUAUAACUCCUAAUCUUAUCAGUGGAAUCCACCUCUUUUUGGCCAUUAUGGCGGCGAAAUGUUUUGUUUCAGGAACUCUUGGUAUUCGAAGACUUGGAGCUUUGCUUUACGAGCUUCGCUGCCAGCUGGAUAUUUUAGACGGUGUGGUAUUUCGCGCCCAACAGAACAUGAAGGAUAAUUUUAUGUCCGUCUGGGGUUCAAUGGGUUAUCUUGUAGAUGCCUUUGCUGAUAUGUGUGGAGGGCUUCUUGUUGCUGGUGCGUGUACAGUUUUCCUCAAUCGAUAUCCGCCAUGGAAGCGCAUUAAAACUAAACUUCACGAUGAAUUAGAAUCUGGUGGCAGAAAAGCCUUGAGUUUCCACCAUGAAGACGAGGAGAGAUAUGUACACGUCAACCGUCGCUCAGUUAACAUCAAAAUGCUGCUUGUUGUUGUACAGAUUAUAGCUAGGAGUGGAUUUUGGGAUCAUUACUUGCAUUCGUACGUGGAUUUAUUAGAGAAACCAAAUCCUGAAAUACCAAGGGUGAGUUUUAAAUCUUACUGUUAUCACAGCUGCAGCAUACAUUUGUACGUUAAAUUUAAUAAAUUGUUCAGUAACAAGAAAUUAAUAUAUUGGCAAACAUUCCUUGAUAGCGAAGUUAUUCAGUUGCGUCGAUAAAAUUUUUUUUUGUAUCAGGAAGAAAGAUUACAUAGCGGUAUAAAAAUAUAUCUCCAUAGUACGCAUUGUUCCUUUAUGUUUUAUUUAUGAACUAUGAAAUGUAAGUUUACCGUUAUUUUCUCGAAUGAUAGACGGGGGCGAUUAUUUCUUUUUUCGUUUCAAAAGGGGGCAGUUAUUCGAGGGAAGGCGAUUAUUCAAGGGAGGCGACUAUUUCAAAUGAUGCUCACUAAAAGUCGUGCCCUAAUUAUUUUCUUUUAUUAUCCCAUUUUAUUAUAUAGACACGAGUGUUUUAGUGGAAAAUAUACCACUCGUGAAAUUCAUAAAAACUACAUCCGGGACCCAACUGGUUUAUUUUCCAUAAUCUCACACAUGAGUUUAUCGAUGACAUAAUUUCGGUCAUUUCCCUCUAUUAUUUUAUCAAUGUCUUUUUGUCUAUAUAAUAAAAAGAACGUUAUAUGCAGCGCUCGAAAUUGCGACUGAUAUGGUCGCCAAUGUGACUAAUAUUUUCUCCUAGGUGACUAAAAAUUCUGGUUUAGUCGCCAAAGUGGCGACCAGAUUUCUCUAUAUUUUAGAUUUAAGUCAAAUGAGUAAAGUUAACACAAACAUUUCAUAUGUGCCAAAUCUCAUAAACAAAGCCAGUUUACCUCCAAAUUUACACCGACUUCUAUCCAUGGUAUUUUCAAAUCUGGUGGAUCGCGCCAUACUAUGUAGGGCUUCUAAUAGGUCGUGGAAAAAAGUAAAAUUUCGCGGGAUGUUUAGGGACAAAUUCGCGGAAAAGUCGGCCAAUUUCGAGAAAAUUUUCGGAGCAAACUUCGCGAAACGCAAUCCGUAAAAACAGCCCAUUUUAAUGCUUAUUUUCAGGGAAAAUUCGCUAGAAAUCGAUCGGUUUUGCACUGAUCAGACCAGCAUUUUAAAUGUUUUUCUAACAGAGGUCAUCAUUUGCUCUCUCAACAACAAUACGCUCCAGAAAUGAACCAAUGGCAAAGCCUUUAACAUCAUACCUAGUGCCCAGGUUUUUGCAACAUAAUCUACGCCUGGUAGUCUUAGGACGAUGUUUGCACGUUUCAGUGACGAAGUUUCAAGAUGAAUUUGCUGAGAUAAAUUUCAAAUAUGUUGUACAGACAAGUAUUUGAUAAAUUUUCUACUGAAUUUCGCGGUAUUUUGCGUGCUUUUGUGAAUUUCGCGGAUUUACCUGAAUUUCACGGCUUCGUGACCGCGCGAAAUACCACAAGCCCUGAGCUGCGUCAUUUACAUGAUUCAAACUGGCGACUAAAAAUUUGCAUCUGGCGACUAUAUUUCUCUAGUUUGUCGCCAAAAGGCGACCUGAGGAUUUUUUUAAUUUCGAGCCCUGAUAUGUUGGCUUGAAGAUAUGAAUUUUAUUUUCUCGUGACAAAAACAAUAUUUUACUCAUUUGCUCCGCUCGUUCGUAAAAUAUUGUUUUGCCACCCGGAAAUAAAAUUCAUAUCUUCGUGCCACCAUGUAAUAUCCUCUCUAUACAAAAAAAUAUUGCAUCAAAUGAACUGAAUAUGGGUUUUUAAAGUGUUCCAAAUUUGGUUCCAUGAUUAAUUUUCAGAGCUAGAAUCAUCACUGAUCAGUGUCGCUGGAUCAGAAUCCACUUCAACUUGACAGUGAGGGAAUAAAAGAAAGAGAAAAUGGCGAGAGGGCUGAAGGGAGACAAUUAUUCGAGGGAGGCAAUUUUUCAAUAUUUCCAUCAAAGGGGGGGGGGGAUUAUUCGAGGUAGGCGAUUAAUUGAGGGACGGUUAUUAUUUGAGGAAAUGCGGUAUCUUACGUUUGUGCCAUAAUCCACUGUGUAUCUUUUCUUGAAAGUAUCGACCAAAAUAACCAUGUUACAUGCAAGAACAAGUGAAAUGUGAAAAAUCAAUUUCAAGAGAUUUGUCAAGUUUCUUUCUAUGGGGCUAGUGCAUUUUUUUAUCCAUACCUCCCCCCCCAGUUGAAGACCAGCAGAAGAAAAAUUGAGGAUUUUUUAAGGGGUGCAGUAAAAAAGUAUGGAAUUCUUCGGCAGUGAAACUUUAAUUUUCAUAAAAUUUUUUAGGGCAGACAUAUAUUCUUCAAGAGGAAGACCCAUAUUUUAUGGAAGUCUUCAGGGGUGAAAGCAAUUCAAGGGUUUAAAUAAUAAAUGAAGUAGCCAGCAGGUUUGAAUAGAGUACCCAACGGUAUCAACAAGAGGCCGUCAAUCCCGUGCCCCUAGUGGAGUCUGGGGGCAAGCUCCCCCAGAAAUGUUUGAAAUUUCAGAGCCCUAAAAUGUGAUUUACAGCAUUCUGGGGACUAAAUUGAGUACAGAAGUGUGUUUUUCAUUAAAGAAAAUGUGGCUUUCAUUCAGGUUCCGAUUUAUCAGCCACGCAACUUGCAAACAAUGGACAAACGUACAUUUGAACAAGAGCAAAUUCUGUGUAAACUUCCAUAGAAAGGUGUGAAGAAUUGACUGAAAUACAGCGUUUGCGUAACUAAAGCAUAAAUCAAAACCAGUUGGCCUUUACAUUUUCAUUCAGAUUUUGUGAUAUGUUUUUGUUUACGACAUUGUAACUAAAGCACUAGUUGCCUCUUCUUUCGGGGAGAAAAGUAGCCCACUUCGCUGAGGGAAAUAACUGAUGCGUUUCGUCGGUUGUUGGUGCUUUAUAUUGAAAUCCCUGGCAAUUAUAUUUAAUCUUCAUGGGUAGGGAGAAAGGGUAAGUCCUUCAUGGGGGGCUGGGCGGGUGGGGGGGGUACAGAUAUUAAAAUAAAUGCAAUAGCCUAUUGUUUGGGUCCAACUCAACCUUAAUAAGCCUUUGUCAUCUUUGAAGUUAGACAAAAAUGUUUUAUAUAACUCUUUUGAACUUAAUUAAACUCGAUUCAUGGCUUUAGUUUGGUCAAGUUCAGCAAUCCAACAUAAUCAAACUCAAAAAAAUUGCUCAGUCGAACACAAUCAAACAUUAGGAUUUUCUCUUUCUUGAAAGAGAGACAAGAUCGUGGUGGAGACUGGGGAAAUUAGUUUUCCUGAUCAUUUGCUGGUUCUCUGCGAUUUUAACCUUUGGAAUGGUUUUAGUCUUCAUUUACUAUGUCUACUUCAUUAACUACUUAUUCUUUCGAUGAUGACAAUAAUUUCUUCUGAGAUGGUAUCCAGUAUGUUGAUCUUUUACACCGUUUGCUUUCUUCAUUAUUGUUAACUGCACUUCAGUUAGAGAAAAUAUUCUAAAAAAUCAUGUUAAUUUUUACCUUAACAGAAUUGAGUCUGGGUAUUCUUUUAUAUUAACCUUGUUAAAAUCCUAUUUUAGGGCUACGUGUAUGUGUUGAAGAAUUUUUGACCAGAUUACUCAGAGAACAUCCUAAGCCGAGUUGUUGAAAGCUGGGUUAAGAUAACCCAUGCCAGGGAUAGUGUGAAAUUUUAAUUCUGAUUUGAAAGCUUAAAAAGCAAAUUCAGUUUAGUACUUUUUGUCUGCAACGUGAUGAUUCGAUGAUCUUAACCCAUUCGCCCCUGAACCGCCCGUAACCGCCCGUGCGGAUCCAGGUCCUUUCUACCCUUUGUGACGUCAUCAGUUUUAACGGUCAAGGACAACUUUCUUUGCUAACUUGUGUAGAGUGAAGAGAUCUUUCAAACCAUACCAGAAUGAGCACAAUUCAGUCAAGGACACCGGAGAAAGAAGCAAAAAACCACGUGACAUUGACCUGAAAAUCUCCAUGAAAAUCUUGUUCCAUUGCCCACCCACCUUUCCUUUCACCUAAUCCUAAGAUCCUAAAAGCUUUCCUAAAAAAAGUAAAAGUCAAGACUGCUGUGUCACUUUUAAACCCAAAAACUGUCUCGAAAUUUUGCUUUCUGCGCAUGCCUGAACUUCGCAAGCUGAUGUUUUGCAUCUGGAUCAGAAGGCCGCCAAGUGUACGACCUGUAAACCGGUUUGUGGUAAGUUUUAGCCCUUUAUAGCACGACAGUGACGAGAAAACCACUCGACUAGCUUCAAAACGCGUUUUUCGGCAAAAUCUCCAGGAGCGAAUGGGUUAAUAGAAUAGAGAAAAUUAUCUACGAAAAUGCUUUUGAGCAAAAGAAAAAGAUACCAGGAUUAAAAUUUAACCUCAAUUUAGGACUAAUCGGCCUUCAAACAACAGCAAUCUCAAGGUCAUGAAAGAUAUUAAUCGCCAUGGGUAAUGUGUAUAAAGGGUUUAGUUUUAUCGUUUGUCUCAUGUUUGUCACUUUGAUAUUGAUUGUGAUGUUUCAAUCGCACACUCAAAGUCAGACACCUUGAUUGAAUAUUGUUUAUCUUAAUAACCUACUUACAUAAGAACCUGCUUGCUCUUGCUUGGCUAAACAGAUUCUUGUCUUUUUGGGUAUUAGAGUGGCAAAUGUUUGCCAUAAGUUCUUUUAUGCAGGUGUUUACUAUAGUUGCUCUUGUAAUUACUGUGUAUUGAAGUGAUUUUGUUACAAAUAGUUAUGGUGAGUCCUUGGACUCAUCUUGUGAAAAAUUGUUAGUCCCUGUCCCUAACCAAUGAGUCUCAGUUCAAAAAAACAAGCAGUCCAAAACUGAAAAUGCUUGGGUCUUUGUGUAACCAGACAGUUAAUGUGGAGACUCUACUACAGUUCAGUGAAAGUAAAAUUUAGUCCUUCUAUAUAUUUAAAGCACAAAAAAGACUAAACUAAAUAUGCAUCUUUAAAUAACAGUCACAGAAAUCACAUGAACAGGAUAUUCUACCAAAAAAUCAUUUUUUGUGUCCUAAGGGAUGCAUUUCAUGAAUUAUUUUGUGUCUUUGGGGAUUUUUAAGCAUCAGGGACUCAGGGCACAGUGGUAACAAAAUCAUUGGCAUUGGAAGUACAGGUCCUACAGGGUCCAAAAUUAACUUUUUAAUCUGGGCGCCAACUGGCGAACAAGUGUAAAUUUUUGGUCACCAGAGGGCAAAUUGUGGUCGCCAAAAAUUCCCCCUCCCUUUUUUGCAAAUAAAAGUUUAAACACAAAUUAAAAAGUGUUUGGUAUGGACAUUUUUAUGCUCAAAAAUUGCACUACUUCCGUUCCAAAUACCAGAAAACAACUGUACGUGUACAAGUGAAGUCUUAUUUAUUUAUUUUUUUCACAAAUUACCUUUUGGAGAUAUAAAGCUAUCUGACCUGGAAUGUAGGAACAGAAAGCUAUCUGCCUAUGACUGCACUUAUCUUAUCAAAACUCUAUUUUCUUCGGAUAACUACCACGAAACAUGGAACAUAAACGCAAGUCACGAGUCAAGCUGCCAUGUUGCCCGUACCAGUGUCACAACUUGCCACAUUACUCGUAGCAUAUGGGUACAGUAUAAUUCCACAUACAUAACAUACUUCGCGUAGUUCAACCGGAAACAACAUGGUGGCUUGGAAAUGUUCAACUCUUAUUGAUCGUAGCUGUUGUGCAGGUAUAUUUACAGGAAGAUUUGUUUCACUUUUAAUUAAAAAAUAUAGCAGGACAAAAAGUAAGACACCUGUUGGCAAAUAGCUUUGAGGUUUCAAUUCUUAAUCAUUUUCUCUGAGCAUGAAAGUCUGCAAUAACAACCAGCCCUAUAAGUUACCAGCUGGUGUCCAGCUAUGAAAUUCUGGUCGCCAGAACUGAAUUUUUAGUCGCAGUGGCGACCAGGAAGGCACAAUUUUGGACCCUGUCCUCAUGGCUGACUCAGUAUGAACAAUCCUCUUUCCUCUUUUUCCACAUUUUUAAACCUACAGAAUAAAAGUUUUCUCUAGUUUCAUAUCAGUCAUACUGGUUAUUCUUAGUUCCCAAUAAAAACAAACCAUGAUUAAUAUGAUUAAUAUUGCACACAUAUUACCAACUGCUUUAAAUCACGAUUUUGUGAAAAAAAAAAAAGAUUUCUUUGCGAUCGUAAUCAGUGAGUUAUGCCAGAUACAUGCUGAGUCAAAAACUUUGGUUCUUCUCACUAUAAUUUAAGUUGGACCAGUAUUCUACAAUUUCUUUUAAAAAGGGUCUUUUAUUUUCAGUUGUAAUGCAUCUUUUUGUUUUAAAUUGUGCACACUAGAACAAUAAUAUCCCGCAGUAUCUCUCUGAGUAGUAAUAAAAAAAAAAGCCUUCCAGUUGUCUUUGUCCUCUGUGUUUAGGUAGAUUUGAACCCAUUUCAUUUUCAAUGAUGCAUUAAAACUUUGUAUAUCAAUCAUCUUUAGUCUGCUCUUAUCGUAGUAAUUAGAUUUCUGUUCGUUUAAUUUUGUUGCCUUUGCUAUCCCACAGCAAUUUUUUGGUGUGAUGGUAGGGAUGACAACAGCUAGACUAUUUGAAACACGGCUAUUUAGAGGCAAUUUUGUAAUCGCAAUUAAGAAGAGUAAUUGGCAACCAAUUUUUUAAGAGGUUUUUGUUGCUUUAUUCUUUUUUGGUAUCAGAGUGAUCAAUCCUCUUCUCUGGGUGACUGAUAGGAGGCCAUUCCUAUACGCAUAGUUUAAAGCAUUCAAAAGGUAGUGGUGAAUUUCCUUCCAGAACAGUUUAAAAAACUCCGCUUGUAAUCCAUCACUUCCUGUUCUUUUAUUUGAGUGCAUUGAUUUUAGACUUUCCCAGCAUUCAGUUUCUGUUAAGGGCCCUCUGCAUUCCUUUUGUUCCAGUUCACUGAGUAUAAGACUUAGUGUAUUUUCCUCCUGGAAGAAUAGGUCGUCAUAAAGAUCAUUCUCUGGUGUGACAGUUGAAGUAUAAAGUUGUUGGUAAAAACAUUUUGACCCCCUUAAGAUUUCGUCAUCUCUUUUAAUGACUCUAUUAUCUGACAGCAGUAAACUUUUGAUAUUUUUUUUAUUAAAGUGUUGUUUUUCAAGAUUUAGGAAAUAUUUGUGUAUUUUUUCCCCAUUGUUGUACGAACGAGCUUUCGAUCGUAUAGUCGGGCCCUUCGUUUUGUGUUUAGAGAUUUCUUCCCUUUGUAGUUUUCUAGGGGCCAGCUCAUCCAGUAUUUGAUUCUUUUCUGUUUCCAUUAAAUUGUUCUCAUCUAGUCUUUUUUCAAGGGAUGCAAUGUCAUUUUCUAAACAAUUUUUGUGGGAUUUCAUUUUAGUGAUCCUUUUUUUUGUGUAUUACAGUGAGCUUGAUCAAACUGUCAUUUUCAUAGUAUCCCAUCGCUAAAGGAGAGUGGCGUCCACCUCAUAAUAUUGUUUUUGUAUUCAUUUGCUACUUCCUUAAUAAUGUUAUUGGCUGCUUAAUUAAAUCUAUAUACUCUCCAUUUGGCAAUGCAAGAAAGAGGUAUUCAACUUCCAAAAACCUGGUCCCCAAAGGUUUGUGUUAUUUGUUAAGUAUUAUGUUAUGAGUGAAUGGUCGGUUCCAAAGCCUGGCAAAAUGUCUGCCCUUGAAGUUGUUGAUAUUAAACUAGAACUAAUUAAGAAAAAGUCUAGACGACAUUGUUUCUCCAGAUUUCCUUUUCUCCAAGUAAAAGGUUUUGUAUCCACAUUUAGAAGAUGCCAAAUGUCUGUUAGGUCUAAGGAGUCAACGAUAUACUUACCUUUUUACAAGGAUUUUUUAUGUGUUACGGGGUUCCCAACUGUUUUGUCUUUUUUUACAUCUAAAACUAGAUUAAAAUCACCACCCAAAAUUAUUUCUUCGCAUUCGAAAGUAAAAAGGCAUUUUAAAACGUUUUCAAAGAAGAAGAGGUUGUCAUUAUUUGGCGUGCACAUAUUUGCUAAUGUCAACUUCUUACUCUCGGUUUUUAUGUGUACAAUUAUGAAUCUACCUUUUGGGUCUGAGUUAGUUUUAAGGAUGUGGAAGGAAAACGUAUUGUUUAAGAGUAUGCUCACUCUGGCACUAGCACUGGAGAGGCUACUAAAGAUAGCUGAAUACCCCCAUUCUGAAGUCCAGCAUUCUUCUUUGUCCUUCGAGCAAUGGACCUCUCAUAGAAAGAAUAUUGCGUAUUUUUUAGUUUUCAGCCAUCAAAAUAUUUCACACCUUUUCACGGUGUUAGAUAGUCCCUUCACAUUUAACGAAAUUCCUGACUUUGGUUGUUCAUUGUCAUUUAAAUGUCAUGCUUUUUGACUUUUGUGAUUGUAAUAACAAGUCAGACGAACAUUGCAAGAUAGCAAUUCUGACAUCAUUUUUGUGAGCUGUGCUAAAAGACAGGUUUUUGUGUGAAUGGUGGGAACUAUUAAGCAUUUUCAGCUCACACUAACUGUGUUAUUUUGGUAGAUCUGAUAGUAACCUACUGUUCCUCCAGUGUAGAAAAUUAAUACAAUCCAUAUAACAUUGUGAUUGCUGAAUUUCCUGUCCCAGACAGGAAGAAGCAAAUUUAUUUAUAAUAACAAGAGAUGGCUUGGACAAGGAUGGACUGUUGUUAUCAUCUUGUCUUUGAGCAGGCUUGACUGUGAAUUUUGUCAGAGUGGUGUAACUGAAAUUUAUUUUGGUUUCAACAGGAUUUACAAGCUGAGGUCCUGAGUUACCGUAGCACAUGGGCAGUUAUGUGGCUGUGGAAAGUAUCUAGUGCUGAUGCCGUUUUACAGUUCACCAUGUUGGCAAUCCUCUUUGACAAGUUAUGGGUGAGUGAAUAAUUUAAAUUGUAGCUAUUGUUGAUGUAUUUAGUAUUAGUACAGCUGUAGCAUGGGAACUGCUUUUUAUUGUUUUAUUGUUUUCUAAAAUUCAUGUAGUAUUCUUUUAAGUUAUGACAAAUCAGUAGGUAGUAUUUGAGUCGCGUGUACACUUCUUUAUACCCCAGUAAAAUAUACACCUUCACUGGGUUGAUGAAUUAUUGAACAGUAUACAGUCAACUCUCUCAUAGCUUGCCUGCGUAGCAGGCGCUUGUAAGUAAUGGGCGCAAUAAAGAACAGGCGUAUGAGGGAGACACUCUCUGAGAUUACAAAAUCACUACUGUACAGACACCAAAGAUAGCAGAGGACUUGGAAAAUGGCCAUUGCUUUUACUGUUUUUGGAGCAGACUUGUUUUGCUAAAUGGAGCUAAACUUCAGAACACAAACUCUACCAAGACAUUUUUAUACGGCAGACUUCAGGUCGCCUUCAAGCAAAUAAUAACAAUAGCAAAAGAUUUUUCAAAUUCAUGCCCCUUCCGUGGAAAGUGUUUCAUUUCAUCAAUCUUGUCCAAGUCUUGAUGGUACGCGUUCCAUCCACAAUGCAAGCGGCCAAGUUCUUUCAGUAAAGAAUCUUUCCUCUAAUCUUCAUUUCAAUGAUUCGACAAACUUUUUGUCUGUCGCUGCUUCUGCCACGUAGUCCCAUUGAAGUGACUUUUGAUUAUACCAUUGAGUAGUGUGAUAAAAGGCCUUCACUGCCUUGUCUGUCCAUGUACUACUAUGUGUACAAACGAUCUCAUGUUUUCUUUGAUUGACAGUUUUCUCACCUAACACAAACACUUAUCCCCUCAGGAGCCUCUUGACUAAUAACAAUCUUCUGCACUCUCAGAAAGCGAGUAGAAACGAUUUUCAUGGGCCUCCUUGGGCAGACGCCUCCUCUCCCCUUGCAUGUCUCUCUCACACGCCCUGUUCUUUCCUGCGCCCAUAACUUCCAAGUGCCUGCCAUGCAGGCUAUCUCAUAGCGACCACUUCUCAUAAUCUACCACCUCCUGUAAGCAACCACUUUACAAAUAACUGUUUUUCUCUCAGUCAAACACUGUUUCAAAAACUCUCUCGUAAGUGACCACUACGUUAUGUUUUCUGUUUCCAAUAAGCAACUACCUGGCACAAUCACAUAUGAUUGUAAGACAGCCACUGCUUCAACAUCACAAAAGUUCAUUUUUUGAAUAGUGCAAAGGAUUAAUUUGACAGAUCGACUUACAAAAAAGAUGUCUGUAAUAUGACCUGUAGGUAAAAAAGUGGAUUGUUACAUUCAUGCAAAAUGUUAUCUACAAGGUUUGUCAGUUCCAAGGGCUAUUCAUUUACCAGCUGUCCAUUUGCCUUAUUUAGCUUGUAAAGUGAUAACUUUAUAUGAUUACGUCAAUCAGUUGAGUUUGGGCAAAGGGGGGAAUUUCACAUAUCCCAUGAUGCAUCGCUUCAUACUAUAUUAUCAAGCUUCCGAAUGCACGUGAUGCUAUCAGUUCAACAGGGACGUGACACUUGAACAUCAGUGGAAAGCGACUUGUUUUUCCGAUGAAACUUGGUUGUUCCUAAAUCAUAUGAAACUUUCUGUACCUUUGCUGUAUGGAUCUAUUUACGACUUUCGGUUUACUAUUCGAAAUAUAUCUCUUGAUAAGUCAAAGAGAGUGUUUUGGCCGCCGUUUAUUAGUUAACUAGCCUUACGAUAGCAAUGCGGUCCACACAAAUGUUCUCAGAGGCUAGCGGGGAAGGUCUGUGCUUCAAUGUGUCCUGUUUUAACGUGCGCGUGCGAUUUCCACAUUCUUGUCUUGAAAUAAAUGCAUAUUCUAGGUGUGAGAGUUCGCUUCGUUGCUUGUUGGCGAUCACGGUGUUCAUAUUCUCAGUUCAAUAAUUCAUCGAUGCAGUACAUCAACCGUACGGUGACCGCACAUGCUUUUACUUCAACAGGCUCGGCUUAUGUAGUCGAAAAUCCCGAGACCGUUAAAGUGCAAAGUGACGUCUAUCAGAGAUAAAAUUCAAGGAGGGGAAUAGCUCCAACAAACAAUAAAAAUAACAAAGACAUCUCUACAUUUUUCGUAACACAACACAAGCUAAGCAUCAUUGUCAAACAUAAACAGGAAAAAGCUUUAUUAAGAAAUGGCAAAAUACAUCUACAAAAACACCCACUUUUUCACUACAAUGGAUCCCAAAAAAAUUAUCAAAAUGUCUUAAAAGGUUUUAUACGCCGGUUGAGGUCCUACAUCAGGGUUUUAGCUAGGAUUUGAUCACUGGGGGACAAUUUGUCCCCUUGGCUAAAAUUUUGGGGGACAUUUUCAUUUUUAGGGGGACAGAAAUUUGUACACCCUUCUGCUGAUGCAAAGGGGUUUGUCUUCUUAGCAGGGCUUCUGAUAGGUCUCGGAAGAAAAAGUCAAAUUUCACGGGAUUUUUAGGGACAAAUUCGCGGAAAAAUCGGCCGAUUUCGCGGGAGUUUCGGGGCAAACUUCACCGAAAAGCAAUUGGUAGAAAAAGGUCGAUUUUGUGGUUAUUUUUAAGGCAAAUUUCACUAGAAAUCGAUUGGUUUUGCGCUGAUCACACCAGCCUUUUUAACGUUUUUCUAACAGAGGUCAUCAUUUGCUCUUUCAACGACAAUACGCUCCAGAAAUGAACCAAUGGCAAAGCCUUUAACAUCAUGGCUAGUGCCCAGUUUUUCGCAACAUAAUCUGUUUGCACGUUUCAGUGACGAAGUUCCAAGAUAAAUUUGCAAGUUUACGGCAAGUAAAUAGCCCCUAUAGCUGAAAUAAGUUUCAAAUAUGUUGUACAGACAUGUAUUUGAUAAGAUUUCUACCGAAUUUCGCGGUAUUUUUCGUGUUUUUGUGAAAUUAGAAGCCCUGUCUUAGAUUGUGUAGUUCCAGAAAAUAUCCAGACCCCCACCACGGAGGGAAUCUCACUUAGGACCCCCCACCCUCCUGGAUUUUCCAUUUUUGCAGGGAACGGAUGGCCCCCCACCCCUCCAGAAUUUACACAAGUGUGACAAAGACCCCCCAACCCCUCUGGAAAAGUUCAUUUUUACAAAGAAAGACUAUUAAAGUAAAAGAAUGAGGCAUUUUAUUGUUAGUAUGUAACGGUUUCCAUCAGAAGCUUGUAUGCGUCUGUUUCCAUUUAUUUGAGUGAUCUCGCAACAUUGAAACUCACUACACCACCACAAAGUAACCUAAUCUGCAGUUUUUGCUCAACCCUAACUUUAAAUGAAAUAGAUAAAGUUACAAGUCGGUUGUAUUUAUGAAUUUACCUUAAUCAGGGCAAGGUUAUGAUUUGUUAUUUGUCUUCAAGGGCGUAAGGUAGGCGUAAUGUUGGUAGAAUUAACGAGUUGUCCGGGAAUGCUAUAUGGCGAACAAGUCAAACUUUCAACCCCAAAAUUAAGGCAAAACAAAGAGAAGAAUAAAAACUCUGACUUCUGAAUUCAUAACAAUGAAUACCCCCCGCAUCUUGAAGGGAAACCAAGUUCAAUUUACUGUUUUCCGAUCGACUGAUGCGACGUGUGUUAUGCGCCAUGGCCGUAAUGUUUGGUGAAAUCAACACCAUUUCAGCGAGCGAGAAUUCGAUCAUGAACAUGCCACAUCUUCAACCACAAAAUUAAGGGAAAAUGAAAAGGAGAAUAAAAACUCUACAUUCUAAAGUGGUUACAAUGUAUAGUUUGUACUUCGUGAAGUAAAAUUGCCACUCUACGGUUCUUCCAUCGAUCGACUGACGCAACGUGAUGUGUUGCACGCGUUGAUGUCUUAAGGGAGACUGGUAACGAAUAAUGGCGGCCGAAUAUACGAGCAUGCGAUAAAAUGAGUUGUAGUUGGUCAAAUUCCUUUGAAAUUACAUCCAAAACGCUUUUGGAAGAAAGGAAACCUGGUUAAGAUCAAAAAGAACAAUCUUAAAUGAUAAAUUUCAAGUUAUUUAUGUUCUAGAAAUGAUCUAACAGUUCGGUAAGAAGCAAUGUUCGAACUCAAGUCGAAAAUGAAAUGAUAUUUACCCCCGGAAAGUGAUUUUAUUUUCCAACCCCCCUCCGCUCUGGAAUUUCCUGGGUCUCUGACCCCCCCCCCCCCUGGAAUUUCCAAUUCUGGAUAUUUUCUGGAACCACACAUUUCCGACAAAAAUAGCAGUAGAGCGUGACUGAAACGUAACUUUGGAAUGAACUUUAAAGGUGUGAUAAAAUAUACUUUCCACGAUCUGUUUCAGCUUGCAAUUUCUGUACUGAAAUAAAUCUCUUCGUGUGUGCUUCCUUUCGAGUUUUUUCCCUAAAUUUUGAAGGGGACAAAUUGUCCCCUUGGCCGUUUUUUAAAGGGACAAUUCCAAUUGCAGUGCGGGAUUGGCGCAAUGGCGUGGCCUGGCUCAAACCCUGCUACAGUGUGCUAUUCCAUGACAUUUGCUGGCCUAUGUAUUUCAAGUUCACCACACGCGGUUGCGACCGGAAGCCACCAUGAGAAACCAAUUUUACCUAAAAUAAUGGGACAAAAAAGCUUUAAUAACUAUAAACCAUUGAAUUUAAACAUUCAUCAUACCCUCAAGAGAUAAUAUUUGUGUUUUGAUAGCGAAAAAAGAGCAAAUUCAAGAAAAAAUGUCCCAUCUUCGCAGGACUUAGCAUAAAGAACCUGAAACCUUCGUUUUGCAUCUUAGUGGAGAAAAGGCAGAAAAUGUGAUAUUUCAAAACGAUCAAACCCAUAAAAAUCGCCAGGUCGAAAGAGGUCGGAGCGUGGAACUAGUAUCAAGCCCCCCUUAUCCGCCGAUUUAAUUAAUUUGUUAGGGCAAAACCUUGCUAGAAUAAAGACAGUUUUCGAUAAUUGAAAGUCAUCUAAGUAAAUAUUCACUUGUGAGCAUGGCUUAACAGGAUCAUAAACGAGAGCAAUAAUGCGUGAAAUGACCAUGGAAACAUUUUACAUCAUUAAUCAGAUACCAAAGAUUAACAGGGCUCAUUGAAACUUACUUUGGAUGAGCUGCAUCUUGAAAUUCAGGUCGUUGAAACUCUCCCUCGAAACCCUCGAGCGCUCUUUCCACCACAGAGAGAAGACAGAAAUUUGCCAUGAAGCAUCAUGGGAUAUAUGAAAUUCCCCCCUUUAGUUUGAGCUUUUGUUUCUUGAUUUUCCCAUAAACGACCACCUCCCGUAAGCAACCACUUUGUCGUGUAGCAAGGGUGGCCACAUUACGAGAGAGUUGACUGUAUGAAUACAAGACAAACAGCUGCUUAGCUAACAAGUAUCAGUAAUGUUAACUGAUAAAGAUCUUUACUUAUAAACUAUUCAGUGUCCAAUCUGUAUGGGCCUUACAUUGGCUCAGCUUUGGCUUGCUGUUGCAAACUUCAAAACACACGUGUCACAUGUAUUUUAUUGGAUUGCCUUAUUUUUUUCUGAAUCUUUCAGGUCUGGGUGCAGAUGUUGAACUACUUUGGCCCUUUAGAAUUAGCAUUUGUUAUUGUGUUUUCUCAACUGCAUUUAAUGGAGGUAGGUUGA